Messenger RNA from Staurois parvus, 671 nucleotides. Lineage: Eukaryota; Metazoa; Chordata; Amphibia; Anura; Ranidae. The record is from the annotation of a GenBank genome assembly.
AAAAUUUCCUAUGAAGGUUUAUGUGUGUACCUAAUAGCAAAUGUUUCAGAAACAGAUAACGUUCUGUAUAUAAUUGAUUCUUUAGAAUUCCACCCAAUGUCCGGGACAUUGUUUAUUGCACAGGAGUUUCCUUAAUGGAUGAAGAUGUAUGGGAGUUUAUCUGGAUGAAAUUUCAUUCUACAACAGCUGUUUCAGAAAAGAAAAUAUUGCUGGAAGCACUGACCUGCAGUGAUAAUAGGAACCUACUGAAUAGGCUUCUCAACUUGUCACUGAAUUCAGAAGUGGUAUUGGAUCAAGAUGCUAUUGAUGUUAUAAUUCAUGUAGCAAGAAAUCCACAUGGAAGAGAUUCAGCAUGGAAAUUCUUCAGGGAUAAAUGGAAAAUUCUGAAUGCAAGGUAUGGAGAAGCCUUAUUUAUGAAUUCCAAACUUAUCAGUGGAGUUACAGAAUUUCUAAAUACAGAGGAAGAAUUAAAUGAGAGCGGACAGUCACACUCAUAUCCUGAAGGCUACCCUGGUGGUUUCCGGCUAAAAAACUUUAUACAACUCCAUAAAGUAGGAUCAGCUGUAGCUCCUUUGUCUAGGGCGUUGGAAACUGUAGAUGCUAAUGUACGAUGGCAGCGACUGUACAGGGAAGAACUCUUUCAGUGGUUACGAAGAACAUUGAAACAAUAA